UAGGCUGACAUUACACUUCACUUGGUUACAGCCUGACGGUGGAUUUUAGUCAUUUGGAACCACACGGAAAAAAAUUCACCCCAUAAUCUAUUCUUCGAUGAUAAUCACUAACUUUGGGCAUGACAGCUUCAGUGUCCACCAAUGAUGAUAGAUUCCACUACAAGCUGGAAGCAUCUCUUCUAGGAUGGUAUUUCUUUUGACUUUGAGAAGCCGACCCUCCAUCAUGUCAUUGCCAUCCUUACCUUACUGCCAUGCUGUUCUGUUCCAGGAAUUACCAAGGUCCUUUCUGAGGUGGCAUCUGUGAUUCAGCAGUUCAGAACUUAAUGAAGCUGAUGACUCUAUGACAAUGUGGAGAAAUCAUGACAGAAAAUGUGGUUUGUACUGGGGCUGUUAAUGCUGUAAAAGAAGUGUGGGAAAAACGAAUAAAGAAACACAAUGAAGAUCUGAAACGAGAGAAGGAAUUUCAACAAAAGCUAGUGCGGAUCUGGGAAGAGAGAGUAAGUUUAACUAAACUCAAAGAAAAGGUCACCAGGGAAGAUGGAAGGGUCAUUUUGAAGAUAGAAAAAGAAGAAUGGAAGAGUCUCCCUUCUUCUUUACUGAAGCUGAAUCAGCUACAGGAAUGGCAAAUUCAUAGAACUGGUUUGUUGAAAAUUCCAGAAUUCAUUGGAAGAUUCCAGAACCUUAUUGUGUUAGAUUUAUCUCGAAACAUAAUUUCAGAAAUACCUCGAGGAAUUGGACUGCUCACUAGACUUCAGGAACUGAUUCUGAGCUACAACAAAAUCAAGACUGUCCCCAAGGAAUUAAGUAAUUGUGCCAGCUUGGAGAAACUAGAACUGGCUGUUAACAGAGAUAUAUGUGAUCUUCCUCAAGAGCUCAGCAGUCUGUUAAAACUAACUCACCUUGAUUUGAGUAUGAACCAAUUUACUACAAUCCCUCCUGCUGUGUUGAACAUGCCUGCCCUUGAGUGGCUGGACAUGGGAAGCAACAGACUUGAACAACUUCCUGAUGCCAUAGAAAGAAUGAAAAGUCUGCAUACAUUUUGGCUACAACGGAAUCAAAUAACAUGCUUGCCAGAAACAAUCAGCAAUAUGAAAAACCUGGGCACCAUUGUUCUMAGCAACAAUAAACUGCAAGAUAUUCCACUAUGCAUGGGAGAAAUGGAAAAUCUGAGGUUUGUCAACUUCAGAGACAACCCACUGAAACUGGAAGUAACACUUCCUCCCAGUGAAAGCGUAGAUGAAGAGGAGGAACGGGAAUUAUUUGGCCUUCAAUUUAUGCACACAUACAUACAGGAAUCACGGAGAAAAGCAGAUGAUGAAGUCAAUUGUUUGAUUACUUCACCAACUUCUAUAAAUACUGAUGAAUAAUGUAAUUCAAAAUGCCCUGCCGAAGAGGAUUAUUUGGGGAAUUUGAUGAAUUAUUUGGACCUCUGAAGUAAAAAACAAGGUUAUUGCCAAAGUUUAAUGAGGCCACAGUAGUUUUAAAGUUCACAUUAUUUGCUAUUUAAAUUAUAUUUUUGUGAAUAUAAAAAUAUAAUUAAAWUUUUUUUUUGGUGGAAGACA
This is a messenger RNA of Urocitellus parryii (Arctic ground squirrel), 1562 nucleotides long. It is a transcript of the gene Lrrc39, whose product is annotated as leucine rich repeat containing 39. Gene Ontology annotation, cellular component: cytoplasm. NCBI's taxonomy places the organism in Eukaryota, Metazoa, Chordata, Mammalia, Rodentia, Sciuridae. The record is from RefSeq and is a predicted model, not a curated record. Gene Ontology annotation, molecular function: protein binding.